Messenger RNA from Fundulus heteroclitus (mummichog), 1544 nucleotides. RefSeq names its product protein SCO1 homolog, mitochondrial (gene sco1). NCBI's taxonomy places the organism in Eukaryota, Metazoa, Chordata, Actinopteri, Cyprinodontiformes, Fundulidae. The record is from RefSeq and is a predicted model, not a curated record. Gene Ontology annotation, biological process: mitochondrial respiratory chain complex IV assembly. Bases 85 to 984 code for a protein of 299 amino acids. The transcript has 7 exons.
GUCUGCCAACCGCCACAGAAAUCAAAGAAGAAGAAGGACUUCCGUGUGUUUAGCAACAGCGGUUCCGGAGAGGUUAAAGCCAACAUGAGCGUUCUGUUCCAGAACCUGGGCUGCUGGCUGGUUCCGAGUAGAACCCUGCAGAACCGAACCGUCAGGCUGACCCACAGUUUAAUCCACAGAGAAGCUGCGCUGAAAGCCCCGCUGUCAUGGCGGACAGAUCUCCGCUCCCCGGUGAGUGUCAGCCGGUGGCUCACCUGUAGAAGAACACAAUGGCUGAAGCUUCACGGCUUAAGGUCGCUGUCUUCAGUGCCUCCACCGCCCUCAUCAGGCGAGAAGUCCAAGAAGUCAGGGCCGGUGACGUGGAAAUCGUUAGCGGUUACGUUUGCUAUCGGAGGAGCUCUGCUGGGAGGGAUGAAGUAUUUCAAGAAGGAAAAAGAGGAACUGAUUGAAAAGGAGCGAACCAAAUCCAUCGGCCGGCCGGCGCUGGGCGGGCCCUUCUCGCUCAUCGAUCAGAACAACAAGCCCUCCAGGAGCGAGGACUUCCUCGGCCGAUGGAUCCUCAUCUAUUUUGGCUUCACGCACUGCCCCGACAUCUGCCCCGACGAGAUCGAGAAAAUGAUCGAAGUGGUGGAUGAAAUCGAUAAGAUCAAGUCUCUCCCAGACCUGACGCCCAUCCUGAUCACAAUAGAUCCUGACAGAGACACUCCAGAAGCCAUGGCUGCAUAUGUGAAAGAGUUUUCCCCAAAGCUGAUUGGUCUGACGGGGACGACGGCUCAGGUGGAGCAGGUCUCCAGAGCCUACAGAGUGUACUACAGUCAGGGGCCGAAGGAUGAGGACAACGACUACAUCGUCGAUCACACCAUCAUCAUGUACCUCGUGGGACCCGACGGAGAGUUUGUGGAUUAUUUUGGACAGAAUAAACGAAGUGUAGAGAUCGUCAGCUCAAUAGCCGCUCACAUGAGGAAGUAUAAGAAGAGGAAUUGAGGGGCAGCCCGUCUAAGCCCACCAUGAACUGACAGUUGGUCCUCAGGUGUUCAACCACUGCUGUCUUAUUACUUUGUGUACGUACACUAAGGUAUAAAAGCUUUUUCUUUUCACUGAUGAGCUGCUUUUUGUUGUUUUUACAUCACGCUUUAUUAUAAAAAUGAUAACCUAACAAAUUUAUGCCUCGUUUAGUUCUGGUUUCCUGUUUUGGUCGCAGGUGAAGGAAACCAAGUAGGAAAGAUUAAGGUUUAGGAGAUUAGUUAUUUAUUACUUGCAGUUAAUGGAUGAGCAGUUUAUCAGGUUUUGGAUCCCCCUAGUGGUUGGAGGACAAAUUACAUGCAAGGGGGGCAUUGAAUCUUCUUAUUUCUUUGUGUGUGAAUUUUGUGACUCAGUCCAUUAACAAGGUAAUCUUGUUUUAAAGAAAUUCAUAUAUUUAGUUUACAUGAAGUGCUUUAAAACCAAAGUUUGUUGAAAACAGAAUUCCUAAAGCUUUGAUUUUGAAGAACCUUCAGCCUCUCAAGUGAUUCCGAUUGUCUAAUAAAACUUCUUGCAAUGAUAAA